AAGAAAGUUCACGAUCACGACAAUCCGCAACGCCAAACAAUCGACAACCACCCUUCCCUCACCCUUCAAUCAAAAACUUGAGCAAUGGGCCGUCUUCACAGCAAAGGAAAGGGCAUUUCGUCCUCUGCCAUCCCAUACUCCCGCACUCCUCCUGCGUGGCUCAAGACUACUCCCGAGCAAGUCGUCGACCAAAUCUGCAAGCUCGCCAAGAAGGGUGCAACUCCAUCCCAGAUCGGUGUUGUCCUCAGAGACUCUCACGGUAUCGCCCAGGUCAAGGUUGUUACUGGUAACAAGAUUCUCCGAAUCCUCAAGUCCAAUGGCCUCGCACCUGAGAUCCCAGAGGACCUCUACAUGUUGAUCAAGAAGGCCGUUGCCGUCCGCAAGCACCUCGAGCGCAACCGCAAGGACAAGGACUCCAAGUUCCGCCUCAUUCUCAUCGAGUCCCGUAUCCACCGUCUCUCUCGCUACUACAAGACAGUCGGUGUUCUCCCACCAACCUGGAGAUACGAGAGCGCCACUGCCAGCACCAUGGUCGCAUAAACGUGAUUAUUACUUACGAUGGUUGCUAUUUGGCAUGGAGUUGGGAUGCGGGACAUUUGCAUUAAGGGCUGAUCUGUUACGACAGACUUGUUGGUAGCAUAAAGACUGCACAGCAAAAUCAAAUCUCAAACACUCCAGGACAUGAAUUUGUGCCAUU
This is a messenger RNA of Amorphotheca resinae ATCC 22711, 697 nucleotides long. RefSeq lists its product as hypothetical. The record is from RefSeq and is a predicted model, not a curated record. The coding region runs from base 85 to 540 and encodes 151 amino acids. NCBI's taxonomy places the organism in Eukaryota, Fungi, Ascomycota, Leotiomycetes, Helotiales, Amorphothecaceae. Gene Ontology annotation, molecular function: small ribosomal subunit rRNA binding; structural constituent of ribosome. The transcript is spliced from 4 exons. Gene Ontology annotation, cellular component: ribosome; nucleolus; cytosolic small ribosomal subunit. Gene Ontology annotation, biological process: translation.